GGAGCGGAAACCGUAUUGGACCGAAGUUUAGCCGGACGGGUCUCUCUUGACCAUCGGGGUUGAUAUGAUUGGGUCCGAAAGGUCGUCAUGGGCAUCAUCCGUCGCCAAACUCGAAGUCGAUCCGACCGAGACUCCCUAGCCCUCGCCGAUUGUCUCUACGGCCCAUUCGCGAUGGCUUCAAAAAUUGCACCGGCGUUCUUCAGGAAUGCCACGCGCUCAACAUGUCGAGCUCCCCGGUCGCAACUUCGGGCCUUCACGGCCGGCUGCUCAAGAAGAAGUGAAUCCCUCGCCGUGCACCGGAACACCCCCGACAACAACCCCGACAUACCGUUCAAGUUCUCGGCCAAGAACGAGACGCUCAUCGCCGAGAUCCUGAAGCGCUAUCCGCCGCAAUACAAGAAGGCGGCCGUGAUGCCGCUGCUCGACCUGGGCCAGCGCCAGCACGGCUUCACAUCCAUCUCGGUCAUGAACGAGGUGGCGCGGAUUCUCGAGAUGCCCCCCUCGCGAGUCUACGAGGUGGCCUCGUUCUACACCAUGUACAACCGGACGCCCGUCGGCAAAUUCUUCGUCCAGGCUUGCACGACGACGCCCUGCCAGCUCGGCGGCUGCGGCAGCGACGUGAUCGUCGAGGCGAUCAAGGAGCAGCUGGGUAUCAAGCAGGGAGAGACGACGCCAGACGGCCUCUUCACCUUCAUCGAGGUCGAGUGCCUCGGUGCCUGCGUGAACGCCCCCAUGAUCCAGAUCAACGACGACUACUACGAGGACCUGACCCCCGAGACCACAAAGCAGCUGCUGGCAGCGCUCAAGGAGAGUGCCACGUCGCCCGGGAAGAACGUCAAGGUGCCGGCCCCCGGCCCCCUGAGCGGUCGGCGGACCUGCGAGAAUAGCGCCGGCCUGACGAACCUGACGAGCCGGCCUUGGGGUAUCGAGACCACAAGGGAAGACCUGUAGUAAGCUGGGAUGGGACUAGGGUAGGGUUAUUAGAGCCUCGGCGCAUACGCAGUAGAGA
Durotheca rogersii is the source of this 1009-nucleotide messenger RNA. RefSeq names its product thioredoxin-like [2Fe-2S] ferredoxin-domain-containing protein. The coding region runs from base 88 to 951 and encodes 287 amino acids. Gene Ontology annotation, molecular function: NADH dehydrogenase activity. NCBI's taxonomy places the organism in Eukaryota, Fungi, Ascomycota, Sordariomycetes, Xylariales, Xylariaceae. The record is from RefSeq and is a predicted model, not a curated record. The transcript is spliced from 3 exons.